GGCUGGGCAGUUGCUGGAAAGAGGCGUGGCGGGGGGGCUGCCGCUGAAGCCGUCAGCUCAGCCUGUCUCGCUCGGGCCUGGCCUCCGACUGCUACAGCAGAGAGCUUCUUAGGGAGUCCCAGUCCCCCCGCCCCCACUACGCCCCUUCAGCGGGGGGAGAGUCGCGGUGGCUGGGCCGUACGGUCAGUGAGCGGAUCUGCAGGCAGCCAGCGGGGCCUGUUCUGACCCGUGUUUCUGAGCAACAGUAAUCUUGCUCAGGUAAUUUGAUUUCCUAAGAAUACACAAGACAUGUGGUUACAGAUGGAUCAUCAGUAGUACUUUAAAAUAUACAGGCUGGUGGUACAGGAUCAAGUCCCUAUGGAGGCUGAAUCUCCUGUUUCCCAUGGAGUCACUGGCAAGGUGAUACAUGCUACUUUCUUAUCAGCCCUGAAGAUGUUGGAUGUUGGAAAAUGGCCAAUUUUUGCUCUCUGCUCUCAAGAAGAACUGAAGUUAAUUCGUCAAGCCUGUGUAUUUGGCAGUGCUGGUAAUGAAGUGUUGUAUGCAACUGAAAAUGAUGAGGUGUUUGUGCUUGGCACCAACUGCAGUGGCUGUUUGGGAACAGGCGACAUUCAGAGCACUAUUGAACCACAGAGAUUAGAUACUUUAUGUGGCAAAAAGAUAGCCUGUCUGAGCUAUGGAAGUGGUCCCCAUGUUGUUGUUACUACUGCAGAAGGAGAAGUGUACACAUGGGGCCAUAAUGCUUAUAGUCAACUGGGCAAUGGUACAACAAAUCAUGGUUUAGUUCCCUGUCAAGUCUCUACUAACUUGGUAAACAAGAAAGUAAUUGAAGUUGCCUGUGGCUCCCACCAUUCCAUGGUGUUAACAUCUGAUGGAGAGGUGUAUGCAUGGGGUUAUAAUAAUUCAGGACAGGUUGGAUCUGGUUCAACAGCUAAUCAGCCAAUUCCUCGAAGAGUUACCAGCUGCCUACAAAAUAAGAUAGCUGUUAAUAUAGCUUGUGGACAGAUGUGCUCAAUGGCUGUUGUAGAAAAUGGGGAGGUCUAUGUCUGGGGUUACAAUGGUAAUGGCCAGCUUGGAUUGGGCAGCAGUGGUAAUCAGCCAACACCCUGUAGAAUAGCUGCUUUGCAAGGCAUUCGUGUGCAGCGGGUUGCCUGUGGCUAUGCACAUACAUUAGUGCUAACAGAUGAAGGUCAGCUGUAUGCAUGGGGAGCCAAUUCGUAUGGUCAGUUAGGCACUGGCAAUAAAAGUAAUCAGUCUUACCCUGCACCAGUUACUGUUGAUAAGGACAGAGUUAUAGAAAUUGCAGCCUGCCAUUCUGCUCACACUUCUGCUGCUAAAACCCAGGGUGGUCAUGUGUAUAUGUGGGGUCAGUGCCGUGGCCAGUCUGUGAUUCUUCCACACCUUACACACUUUGCCUGCACAGAUGAUGUGUUUGCUUGUUUUGCUACUCCUGCUGUGACAUGGCGUCUCCUAUCAGUAGGCAUUAUUUUGAUCUAUAACAACAUGUCAGUUGAACACAUCAGCCCUUCCAAGGGGAUGUACUUGUUACGUCAGACAACAGUGAAGGUGUGUUUUCUCCUGUUCAUUAAGUUGAUGAGGAAACAGAAAAGCAGGCAAAAACCUGAUGACCACCUAACAGUAGCCCAAUCACUGAAGAAGGAAUUUGACAACCCUGACACUGCAGACUUGAAGUUUCUAGUGGAUGGAAAAUAUAUUCAUGUUCAUAAAGUCCUUCUCAAAAUUAGGUGUGAGCAUUUUCGUUCCAUAUUAAAUAACAAUGAUGAUGAUAUUAUAGAAAUGAGUGAAUUCUCUUAUCAAGUUUACCGAGCCUUCCUGGAAUAUCUGUACACAGACAGCAUCAGUCUCCCUCCUGAGGAUGCAAUAGGACUGCUAGAUUUGGCAACAUUCUAUAGAGAAAAUAGAUUGAAAAAGCUUUGCCAGCAAACUAUCAAACAAAGCAUUUGUGAGGAGAAUGCAAUUGCUCUUCUUUCAGCUGCAGUCAAAUAUGAAGCUGAGGACUUAGAAGAAUUUUGCUUCAGGUUUUGUAUAAACCACUUGACUGUGGUUACACAAACGACAGGCUUUGCAGAAAUGGACCAUGACCUCUUGAAGAAUUUCAUUAGCAAAGCAAGCAGAGUAGGAGCAUUUAAAAACUGAAGAAUGCUUGCUGCAAAGGAAGAUACUUUCAUCAUGGGAACACUUCCCCUUUGAAAAACUUAUCAGCACUCAGAAUGCCUGAAAGAAAACAGGACAACAUCCAGUAAAGUCAGUGUCACUGUUGAUGGGCAGAUUUAGUAAGCUUCCAGGUAGCCUAAUGCACAAGCUUUGUGCAGAUGGGUAUGGUAUAGAUAAACAAUAGAUAUAAACAAUCUGCCAACAACUUAGGUUUAAAAAAAAAAUCCUAAUGGAAUAAUUAAGUUUUCCGUUAAAAUCAAGUGGACUGGUCACUGUUUUCCAUUUGUAUUCCUUGUUUUCUUCCUUGAAAUAUUUUCAAAAACAGUUCUUUAACAUCUUCAUCUGAGUUUACUGGAUAGCAUGAAGCUGGCUGUUGCUAAAGCUUCAUUAUGACACCUUUAAGGUCAAUCAAAGUGUGCUACAAGAAGGUUCCUUUCUGGUUAAUUUCUCACACCCUCUAGAGAAGUGUUGAGAUAGACGCUUGUUUUGCUAAAGAUAGGAUAAGGGAGUAUAUCAUACAAAUCCCUCUUAAACGAGCCCCUAAUGUAAAGAAAAAGCCACUGAAUGGAUACUUUGUAAAUUAGGAGCAGCAAAGGCUCAAGAGAAGACUAUGCUGAAUUUAUUUAAGUAUGAAGGACUUAUUUUAAAGGGCUAGUUUUGAGUUCUUGGCUCUUAAAGUCAUUUUCUCAGACGAAAAAGAAUUCCCAGGGACUUUACCUCACCUUUCCAGUGGAACAGUAACUUCUAAUUGGUUUUGUCACAUAAUGAGUUAUUUCACUGUUAGUUUUGCUGCUCAGAAACACACCUCUUCACCUGCCAUGAAAAAGAAACUCAACAAAAAGGAAUUAUCAGUUGACUUUUCUACUGGUAUUUACAGAUAAGACAGGUACUUGACAUGAAUUAUGUGUGGGGGAGGAGGGAUAGGGAAAGUUAUAAAUCAAUUCAAUGAUGAAAUCAUGAAAAUUAAACUCAAAGUCUUUUCAAGUGGUAACCAGGUGCCAUUCAAACACUUGCUAAAGCAAUAGGUGGAGGAGGUUUCAGUAUGCUAAUGCUUGCGUGGAAAGACUUUUGCACUGUGGUACAGGAUGCUGAGAUUAUAAAAUGUUUAUCAGUUUUGGUUUCUGUUAUGAUACAGAAGACUAAUUUGCGUGUAAAUUACUUAAUCUAAUUUCUGUUAAAAGAACAGGUGAACUGGCUUUAAAAACUGAUGAGCCAGUGGUUAGGACACGACCCUAGCCUUGCUCUGUCAUAGACAUCCUAUGUGCCCUUGGGCACGUCUACACAGCAGCUGGGAGAUGUAAUUCCUAGUUCUGGUUCCAUACAGCUGCUAGCUCUGCUCCAGUUAGCACCUAAAAAUUGCAGUGUGACCAUCCUGGUGUUACCCCAAAAACAGACCCACGGUACCACCAGAAUAGCUUAUCUAUUGCCCCCUCCUGGGUUUAGCAGAGGUUCCCUUCCAGGUAGCCUCCUAAUUUAUUACUCUGUUUCUGCAGGGUGAAAGGGGACCUGUCCUAGAGGAAUUACUCAGGUUUACUAACAGUUCCUUUUUAG
Molecule: messenger RNA, 3723 nt
Organism: Chrysemys picta bellii (western painted turtle)
Lineage: Eukaryota; Metazoa; Chordata; Testudines; Emydidae
Gene: RCBTB2
Product: RCC1 and BTB domain containing protein 2
Molecular function (GO): protein binding
Source: RefSeq, a predicted model, not a curated record